CAGUUUCUUACACUAUUCCCACAGAGCUAUACGUUGAAACCAGUAACAGUUCGACUUACACAGUGAUUUAUCGUGUUGUAUUACUCUCAUCGUGAAACGAUGUUCUUGCGUAAUUUAUGCAGGACUACUGUAAAAUUAAAUGUUAGAUUUUAUUCUGUUAAUGCAUUCCAGAAAAAACCGCCAAAAAUUUUAAUUACCGGUGGUCUAGGUCAACUAGGAGUGGAGUGCGCCAAGUACUUGAGAAACAAAUAUGGAAGGGAAAAUGUUAUACUAUCCGACAUUAUCAAGCCGACGGAAGAGAUAAUAAAGGAUGGACCAUACAUUAUUGUGGACAUUUUAGAUUUUAAAGGACUGCAGAAGAUUGUAGUCGACCAUAGGGUCGAUUGGUUGAUCCAUUUUUCUGCUUUGCUGAGUGCGAUCGGAGAGCAAAAUGUUCCUUUAGCUGUAAGAGUUAAUAUAGAAGGAAUGCAUAACGUUAUAGAGCUCGCAAAGCAAUAUAAAUUAAGAAUUUUUGUACCGAGUACUAUUGGCGCUUUUGGACCAGAUUCGCCGAGAAACCCCACACCAAAUAUUACUGUGCAAAGACCAAGAACAAUAUACGGAGUUUCGAAGGUCCACGCCGAAUUAUUGGGCGAAUACUACUUUUAUAAGUUUGGCUUAGAUUUCCGUUGUCUAAGAUUCCCCGGAGUAAUUUCCAGCGACCCACCAGGUGGAGGCACAACCGAUUACGCGAUCGCAGUCUUCCACGACGUACUUCGUAAAGGAAGUUACCAAUGUUACCUGAGACCAGACACCCGACUGCCAAUGAUGCACGUGAGGGAUGCCCUCCGAGCCCUCUCCGAGUAUCUCGAAGUUCCUAAUGAAAGACUUAACAGGAGAGUCUAUAAUGUGACGUCCAUGAGUUUCACUCCUGAAGAAUUGACUGAGAAGAUGUUCAAGUAUGUUCCCGAGUUCAACAUCACAUAUAAGCCUGAUAGCAGACAAGAGAUAGCGGAUUCUUGGCCGCAAGUGUUCGACGACAGUGAAGCUCGCCGCGACUGGGAUUGGAAGCCUGAGGUCGAUUUAGACAACCUCGUCAAGAUCAUGGUGAAAGAGGUUAAAGAAAAAAUUGCUGAUGGUUGUUAAGCAUACAAGCAAAUUACAAUGUAUACAUAAAUAUUAUGUUUUAAAUAAAAUGAAUAUUACUUAUAUAUAUAAUAAAUGGUCUUUAGAAAACUUUAAUUUGAACAUA
This is a messenger RNA of Manduca sexta (tobacco hornworm), 1231 nucleotides long. RefSeq names its product L-threonine 3-dehydrogenase, mitochondrial (gene Tdh). Gene Ontology annotation, biological process: L-threonine catabolic process. The transcript has 4 exons. The record is from RefSeq and is a predicted model, not a curated record. Gene Ontology annotation, molecular function: L-threonine 3-dehydrogenase activity. Lineage: Eukaryota; Metazoa; Arthropoda; Insecta; Lepidoptera; Sphingidae. Bases 100 to 1125 code for a protein of 341 amino acids.